GGAGGAGGCCAGAUGCGGUUCGGGCUGUUGUGGGGUGCUGCACCACCGCCUCCCCAGCCCCAGCCCGCCGCUCCCGACAUCAAGCCCCUGUCGGCUCAGAAGUGGGAGGUGCCGGGGGCGGCUCGCGGCCGCAGCUGUGUGGUGUGCUGCGGGCAACGGCCCCGGGACCUGUACUCGCUGCUGCAGAGCAUGGGCUCCCAACCCGGAACUGCCACCGGCAAGACCAUCUUCCUUGCAGGCGGAGACCGGCCCGCGUGUCUGGCGGCGCUCGAGGUAGACGAGCAGUCGCCCGGCGGUGGCGGCGGCGCUUUGUCGUACAUUAGCUCCGUCGCCGUCAGCGUCUCCAGCGGCGUGCUGGGGCUGGCACGUACGGCACGCAAUGUGGCGGCGGCGCCGCUGGCGCUGCGAGACGGUCUCAAGUACCUCAUGAUGACGAACCCGCUCCAGCUGGCGGCAGCAGCCGUAGGCGCCACCUCCAGCGCUCUCACCACCCACACCACUGGCAGCAGCCACAACAGCCCUGCUCAGCCCCUGGCCGACUUUGCUGACGCCGCCGCCGGGCAGCGGGCGCCGGCGACCGGGCUGUGGCGGCGGCACCGCGACGACGGGCGCGCGGUGUUGUCGCUGUCCCCCGCGCCCCAUGGGUCGCUGGUGGCGGCAGUGGACAGCCUGGGCCGGGUGAUGCUGGUGGAGGUGGGCGGACUGCUGGUCAGCAGGAUGUGGAAGGGCUAUCGAGAUGCGCAAGUAGGCUGGCUGGAGGUGCCUUCCAGCCGUGUAGCUCGCUUCAUGCAACGACAACAACAACAACAACAACAACAACACCAGAAGCAUCCAGCUGACUGUCCCCGAGACCGCAACGACCAUCACCACCACAAGGACUCUCCUCCGCAAGACGGCUUCUCGCAACAACACGAAGACGAG
Astrephomene gubernaculifera is the source of this 921-nucleotide messenger RNA. Lineage: Eukaryota; Viridiplantae; Chlorophyta; Chlorophyceae; Chlamydomonadales; Astrephomenaceae. The record is from the annotation of a GenBank genome assembly.